AUGUCGCAGCAAGCUUCGCUCCAGUCCUUUUUCACCCAGUCUUCCCAGCAAGGGACAGCCCCCUCGCAGAUCAGGAACACUCAGGUUCCCGACCCAACCCCAUCCGGAGCUCAAGAACAGGAAUUCUCCUCGACCUUUGCAACAGAAUCCAACUACAACGACCCCUAUCAACCGAGAAUCGACUAUCUCUACCCGAGCAUUGUCCCCCAGGAUAGUCACACCCAGACGGACCUGAACUAUAUUACCUGGGCCAUCAGACAUGCCACCAGCCGAAUCUGCCCACCCACCGACAGGAUUGAAAUCCUCGAAGAGCAAACGACCACACUCCGGAGAACAGUGGAUACACUGAGGCACCAAAUCGAGGCGCAGACAACUAUGAUCACCAGUAUGCACUCGGCGAUCCAUCUUCUCCUCAACAAACAACCACAACCGCAGCAACCGCAACAACCACAACAAAACCAACAACAGCAACAACAGCAACAACAGCGAAAACAACAACCGCAGGAACAGAGAAUGCCCCCUCCAGCGGUCCCUCAAACAAUUCCCCAAGCAGCGCCUCAGGCAGCCCCUCAGGCCCCCCCACCCACACCCCCCCAACAAGCCCCACCCC
Molecule: messenger RNA, 610 nt
Organism: Morchella sextelata
Lineage: Eukaryota; Fungi; Ascomycota; Pezizomycetes; Pezizales; Morchellaceae
Exons: 1
Source: RefSeq, a predicted model, not a curated record